GGUACAUCUUGACAGGUUGAAAAGUUUGUUGUUUUUAUGUUGAUGUUAAACGAAAUUUUAAGCACAGAUUAUUUUAAGCGAAAAAUUGAUGGUUGAAAGAACAAAUCAACAAAGAUCGUUAUACAGUUGUCGUUCGUGUCGAUAAUAGUUCUUGAAACGUCGCAACAUGGAUUUGAAAGACGAUACACCAGUGAUCAAACAAGAAUUCGAAAAACCUUAUGAAAACGCUGAAAUAAUGGAUACAGCUGAAAUAAAACUGGAAGAGGUUGAAAUUCAUUAUGAGGGGCUGAAAGUUGAACCAGCAUCAGAAGGUUCUAUGGAUGGAGCUAAUUUAAUCCCAGAUACAUUGAUCUAUGUAAAAAUGGAGAACCAGCUGGCAGAUAAGAUUAAAUCCGAAAAGGUAGAAGAGGAAGAUUUUGACAAUUUGCAGCUGACUGAAGAAUUUGACAUCAAAUCUGAGGAUGAUUCAAUGCCCGACACAUCAUCGAAUAGGGGGGAAGAACCUUUCAUACCGGAAGCUAAUACAAAUUUUUUCUUUUGUUACAAUUGUAACCACGCAUCUCGCUCAAAAAUAUCCUUGAGACGUCAUAUAAAUACCGGCAAAUGUACCGCAAAAACAAAAUUCGACAAGUCACAAUCUGUAAUGUCUUUGAACGUUCAUGUUUGUAAAUGUAACAGAGUGUUUGAAAGCAAGUUUUCUCUAGACAAGCAUCUAACCACAUGUGACAAGAAAACUACCCGUAAAAAAACGUAUACCUACACCUUUAAUUGCGACUAUUGUAGCAAGGCGUACAAGAAUAAAUUAGCCUUAGAUAAUCAUAUAAUACAGAAUCAUCCUAAAUUUAAAUCAACAGUUAAAAGAGACGUUUAUCAAUGUUCACAUUGCUCGUAUAAAUCUUGCAUAAGGCAAAAGUUCAAUGAUCAUAUACUGAGACAUCCGGCCGUAAGCUCUAGUAAGAAACUCGGCACGUGCGAACAUUGCGAUGCGUCAUUCAAGCAAGAGAUGUCGUUGCAAGAUCACAUUUUGAAAAAACAUCCUGAGCACAGCGCGUCCGUCACAGGGAGAAUACAUGAAUGUCCGCAUUGUACAUAUAAAACUACGUACAAAAGCCGCGUCAGAUACCAUAUGGCCGUUCACACCAACACAAACGCUACUAACAAGAUUUCUAAAUGUAAACAUUGCACCGCGAUAUUUCAAUCUAACAAUGCGUUGAAGGUCCAUAUAAUAAAAAACCAUCCGGAGCUUCGGGAUUUAAUUUUUAACAGAGUUUACAAGUGCUCGCAUUGUAAAUAUAAAACUGACAAGGAGAAUUUGCUGGACAAACAUAUGUCGAAACAUUCCAGUAAAGAUUUCGACCUUAACCGACCGAAAAACACCGUGUGCAAGUAUUGUAAGGUGUCGUAUGAAAGAGAAAGCUGGCUGAAUGAACAUAUACUAAGAGCGCACCCAGACUGUACAGCGUCAGUUUCUUGUGAGAUACUCGAAUGUCUCGAUUGCGAAUACAAAACUACGUACAAGUACAGAUUUGCUAAGCAUAUGAAACAACACAAUUACAGAGUUUCCGAAAAUGAUCCGUACGUCUGCGUACUGUGCAAAAAGACGUUCACUCGUAAACUAACUUUAGACGAGCAUAUCUUGCAGAUACAUCCGAAUUCCGAGUCGCUUGUUAACAGUAAAAUUCACGAAUGCUCGUAUUGCGACUUUAUAACCACGAUGAAAGCCAGACUCGGAGAUCAUAUGUUAAAACACCCGCACAGCAACAAGCUAGGCACUUGCGAACACUGUAACGCGACGUUCACGCGCGAGGUCGCGCUGCACGAUCACAUUUUAAAGAAGCAUCCAGACGUCAGUACGUCUUUUUCGAGUAAAAUAUAUGAAUGUCGACAGUGCAGUUAUAAGACGACAUUCAGAUAUCUAUUCAAUGAACAUAUGAUGGUCCAUGCAAACGGAGGCUUAAGCGUCAAGCCAAGGGUUCUGUGUACGCAUUGUAGUUCGUCGUUUAGGCUCAAAGCGUCACGAGACGAUCAUAUUUUGAAGAAGCACCCGGAUUUUAGUUCGUCGAUUACCAGAAAGAUAUUGUCGUGUUCGUAUUGUCCCACCGAUUGCCCGUAUACGACUGUAAUGAAGCAUUAUUUGGAUCGGCACGUAUCCGUUCAUCACGGCUUCAAAAAUGACGUCAAGUAAAGUGACACGUUAGAGGUUUCGAAGAAAAAUGAUGAGUCAAAUCGUUUCUAAAAGCGACAUGAAAAUCGUGAUUAGUAGGGUUUCCCAAAUGGAAGUUCUUUUUUUCAAACGCAGACCGUCGAAUUUUGCUUGAACAAUGUCAAAACAAUUUUUAUGUAUCUACGAGCCCCUUCCCACUUCAAGAUUUGUACCAAAAUAUUUUCUAAUAUACAGGGUGUUUCAGUUUAUUGUUGCAUAACUUUAAGAUUCGAUAGAACUUUUAAAAUUAAUGCAUAAAGUCUAUAUAAACAUGGGUCGAAAAAAGCGUGGCUUCCGAAAUACAGG
Messenger RNA from Acanthoscelides obtectus, 2509 nucleotides. NCBI's taxonomy places the organism in Eukaryota, Metazoa, Arthropoda, Insecta, Coleoptera, Chrysomelidae. The record is from the annotation of a GenBank genome assembly.